UUGGGAGAAUUGUCUUUCAGCUUUUUUCCGACAUUUGUCCUAAGACCAGCAAAAACUUUCUCUGUUUGUGCACUGCUCAGGAGGUGGCGUGUGCCUGAGAGGUGGUUCUCGCAACGUCAAGAUUAAAAAGGGCCUGGUUUGCGGCGUCCAUUUGUACUGAGCAGCCAGGACAGAGGCACUUGGACCACAUUUCUACACACUUUUCCCUUUCUCCCAUCACAAAAUAAGCCAUAUUCACGAUUCACUAUUUGCAAAUUAACCUAUCCGCAGAUUUUUUUAACCUGUUCACUCAGGUAAACUAGCAAAAGAUUAGCAACCUAAGACUCCAUCUUCAACAACCAGCCCUCUGUUCUUUGCCCCUCAUGCACACUAAAUGAAAUAUCUGUAAGGUGAAAAGGGAACCGGCAAAGUAACAGGGAAAAAGCUGUGCUACAAAGGCUCCACAUUUCACCGAGUUGUAAAGAACUUUAUGAUCCAGGGUGGCGACUUCACUGAAGGAAACGGAAGAGGAGGCGAGUCUAUAUAUGGUGGCUACUUUGAAGAUGAGAAUCUCACUCUCAAACACGACCGUGCCUUCCUGCUGUCCAUGGCCAAUCGCGGAAAAGACACCAAUGGUUCACAGUUCUUCAUCAGCACAACCAAAAUGGCGCCUCAUCUUGACGGAGUCCACGUCGUCUUCGGCCUCGUCAUCUCCGGCUUUGAGGUGAUAAAGAAGAUCGAGGGGCUGAAGACGGAUUCGGCGAGCCGGCCAUACGCCGAUGUCAGAGUCGUGGACUGUGGACAGCUGAUCACCAAGUCGGCUAAUGACAUUCUGGAAGGCAAAAGGAUAAGGGCGUCCCAUUCCACUGACUCUUCACCACCAAGCUCCUUUUCCGGGGAGUCUGAGAGCGAGUCUGAAAAGUCCAUAUAUCACAAGCGCAAGAGACACGAAAAGAAUAAACGGUCCAAAAAGCGGAGGAGGGUGUCCAAUGGAGAGAAAAAUGUUCACCUUGAAUCUUCCAAACAAAGUUCAAGCUCCCAUGAGCCUGUCGAAGAAGAAAUGGGAGACACUGACCACGGCGGUAAGAGGGAAAAGCUCGUCGUCCGACCGGAGGAGAUCCCGCCUGUGCCCGAGAACCGUUUCCUGCUGCGACAGGACACACCAGCCCAGGAGAACAAAGCGGAGAUAGUUGAGAAGCAAGAAUCCACACUUGAAGCUGAGCAGAAACCAGCAGUCUCAAAGUCUGGACGGAAGAUCAGAGGCAGAGGAACAAUUAGGUAUCACACACCCACCAGGUCUAAAUCUCGAUCUGUGUCGGUGGGUGAACGUGGCAGCAGUGAAACUCCGCCCCACUGGAAAGAGGAGAUGAUGCGGACUAAAGCAUAUCAGCCUCCGAGUAUUGAGCGAUGGAGCAAAGGAGAGCGAUGGGAUGACAGAAGUGACUCUAGGUCCUCUGAGCACUCGUCAGGCCGGAGCUCGGCAAGGUCCAGCCUGCCACGGCCACCUAAGAAAGACAAGAAAAGAGCCAAACACAAGAAAAAGGCCAAAAAACGUAAGCCUGGGAAGAAGAGCAGCUCCAAAAGCAAACCUCAAGAAUCUUUUGCAUCAGAGGGGGAAAGAUCGCCCUCUUCAAGAAGGUCCAAUGUCAGAACAUCUCUCUCUCCAUCUCGGUCCUCUUCAAGUCAGCGUUACACGAGACGGCGUUCCUCUGUGUCCAGAUCUUACUCCCGAUCGCGCUUAUCCAGUCGAUCCAGAUCAAGGGUGAGGUCUUAUUCAAGAUCCAGGUCUUAUUCACGAUCCAGAAGCCCAUCUCACUCGAGAAGUUGCUCCCAAGCUCGAUCAAGGUCCCGGUCCUAUUCUCGAUCUAGGUCCAGACACAGGUUGAGGUCGUUUACGCCAAGCAGAAAAAGGAGUUCAUCCAGAUCUCCAAGAAAGCAGAAAUCUAGCAAGUCCAAAACAGACAUAACAAUCCAUACACCUGGGAAGCAAUCUGAUAGCAAAGUCACACCGGCAUCCAGACUCACAGCUGUCCCAGCCACAGAGAGUGUUCCUGUGAUCCCACUCAGCGAUAGCCCUCCACCCUGCCUCUCACCCAACGUCAGCUGGGAUAGGCUCCAGCUCACCCAUGACCCUAUAGAAAAAGGAUGGAUGAGGUAUCACACACCCACCAGGUCUAAAUCUAGAUCUGUGUCGAUGGGUGAACGUGGCAGCAGUGAAACUCCGCCCCACUGGAAAGAGGAGAUGAUGCGGACUAAAGCAUAUCAGCCUCCGAGUAUUGAGCGAUGGAGCAAAGGAGAGCGAUGGGAUGACAGAAGUGACUCUGCGUGGUCUAGGUCCUCUGAGCACUCGUCAGGCCGGAGCUCGGCAAGGUCCAGCCUGCCACAGCCACCUAAGAAAGACAAGAAAAGAGCCAAACACAAGAAGAAGGCCAAAAAACGUAAGCCUGGGAAGAAGAGCAGCUCCAAAAGCAAACCUCAAGAAUCUUUUGCAUCAGAGGGGGAAAGAUCGCCCUCUUCAAGAAGGUCCAAUGUCAGAACAUCUCUCUCUCCAUCUCGGUCGAGACGGCGUUCCUCUGUGUCCAGAUCUUACUCCCGAUCGCGCUUAUCCAGUCGAUCCAGAUCAAGGGUGAGGUCUUAUUCAAGAUCCAGGUCUUAUUCACGAUCCAGAAGCCCAUCUCACUCGAGAAGUUGCUCCCGAGCUCGAUCAAGGUCCCGGUCCUAUUCUCGAUCUAGGUCCAGACACAGGUCGAGGUCGUUUACGCCAAGCAGAAAAAGGAGUUCAUCCAGAUCUCCAAGAAAGCAGAAAUCUAGCAAGUCCAAAACAGACAUAACAAUCCAUACACCUGGGAAGCAAUCUGAUAGCAAAGUCACACCGGCAUCCAGACUCACAGCUGUCCCAGCCACAGAGAGUGUUCCUGUGAUCCCACUCAGCGAUAGCCCUCCACCCUCCCGCUGGAAGCCCGGUCAGAAGCCUUGGAAGCCCUCCUACAUCCAUACUCAGGACAGCAAGGCCCAAGUAUCUUCAGUGAACAUUACCAUAGGACAAGCAGUUUUGGAGCAGGCGCCAAGUUCAGUUGUGGAAAAAUGUCUGCCUGGUGACUCAGAGAGAGACAAAUGUGUUACACGGCGCUCGCCCAGCAGAUCCUCUAGAAGCAAGUCCUACAGUCGCUCAAGAAGCAGGAGUGCCAGCAAGUCUAGCUCCAGAUCCCGUCACAGUAGCGGAUCAGACUCUGUGCAUUCGGCACAUGAGAAGAAGAAAUCCCUCGACAAAGAUUGGAAAAAGUAUUACCGUUCUCUAAAGAGGAUCAAGAAUAUAGACAAGUACAUUUCAGUUGCUACUGCUCAAGGUGUCCUGUCAGAGAAGAAAGCAGGUGUCGAGCCAAGUCCUGAUAAAGCUAUCUCAAAGGGAAGCAAAGAGCGAUGUGGAUUUCAGGAUGGAGAGACAAAGAAUUACAGUUCAAUGCAGGUGGAUAGCUUUAAUAACCUGUCUGGAUGGGACAGUGACAGCGAUAAGGUGAGCCAAAGCAACAGUGAUUCCCUGUCAAAGCACCAGAAACCAUCUGGCAGCAUGCUUGACAAGAGUUCUGGCCUUACCGGGUGGAAUUCCGAUAGUGAUCCUGAAAACAUUACCACCAGGGCACUGCCUUUAUCAGAGAAAGAAGAAGGCGAGGCCAGUUCUGAAUCGGAACAGGAAACCUACAAAAUGGCCUCGAACACUGUGGAAGCUCCGGUUGCCGCUGUUUCCGGCCCGCCGCAGGUGAAUCCGGGGAAGGCCGCUGAGCCAGAGAAGCACAAGACCAAGAGGAAGUCCAAACGGAAGCACAAACACAAGAGUAGGGGAGAGGGCAAAAGCUGUUCCCGUCACUCGAAGGACAAGAGUAAGAGAUCCAAAAAGAAACGUCAGAAGCUGAAAGAGACUUUUCACUGGCAGCCGCCUUUAGAGUACGGCGAGGAGGACGACGAAGAUGAUUCCAAGAGGGAAAAACGUAGCCCAACGCCUGCAGAUGUGAGGAGCUACAAAGACCAAAAUCUAACCUCUUCGAGCAAGAAUUAUAAUAGAGAGGAAUACAAGGCUCCACUGAGGGUAAAAGAAUAUAAUUAUAAAAAUGCCAAACUAUCUGAGCCUCAUCAUCAGUCCUCUACCAGGAACAGUAGUAACACAUCCAAUAUCAAAGAACAGAACUCUAUGGAUGAUAUGGACAUCUGUACUCCCGAACAUGACACUGAAACCACAGUUGAACCUGGAGUGGCGCAGAAUUCCUUGAAUAACACCCCUGAAAAAACGCUAAAAACUACCUCCCAUUUGCCCGGCAAGGCAAAUAAAGAUGCCCAUCCACAGUUAAAAAGCCUAGAACAAUCCUCUCUUACCACCACAGAUACGGACAAGCCAACCAGCACUGUAAUCAAUUUCAAAUGGAGGCCCUUGAAAGGAUUGCCUUCGCUCCAGAAUGUGAACACAGCACAGCUCAUGACCAAAAAUGUCCACGUUCAGCAGAGCCAGAAGUCCAAUGCUCAGGGAGUGCGCAUGGAGAUCAAGAGCAAGAGCAGGGUCCGGCCGGGAUCGCUUUUUGACGAGGUCCGCAAGACCGUGCGGCUCAACCAGAGGCCCAGGAACCAGGAGAGCUCUGGUGAGGAAAGCUCCCCGUCGGCAGGUGUAACCAGAGACAACUCCCCGAGGAAGUCACACUCUGCAACUCGGCGGUCUCGCUCAGCUUCCAGUCAACGGUCCCGUGCCAGAGGCUGGUCGCACUCCUACAGCAGGUCCAUGAGUCGAUCACGUAGCUCCAGCUACUCCUCCAGAGGUCGUAGCAGGAGUCGACAGAGACACGGCCGCGGGUGGUCCCGCAGCAGCACAUACAGAAGCUACAGAAGCCACAGCCGAACAUACAGCAGAAGUCACUCCAGAAGUCGCUCCUAUAAUCACCACAGGAGAUCCAGGCUCUUUCCCCGCAGGUCCGCCUCCUCUGACAGCUAUUCCAGUUGGAGUCGCAGUGUGAGCCGGAGGCGAGGGCGCCGCAGAAGCGACAGCUACCAGAGUUCAGACCGCAGAUCUCGUGCGUGUCUCGAUGACAUGUCUUGCUUUCGUCAAAAGUACCCCAAGGAAAUCAGCCCGUUUAAUAACAAUGACACAAAAAUGUGCCAUUAACACUGCGCAGGUCCUCACGCUCGUCCAGUCGCAGUUCAUCCAGACGUUGGAGUCGCAGUCGGAGCAGCCGCUACAGCUGAGACGAACUAUCGUUAACAACCCACCACGCUCUGUUAUAGGCCAUUUAGUUAAGCACCAAAAGCAACUGAGGCUAUUAUGCUGUUUUGCGUACUGAUCGACGACUGUCCUACAUGCUGGCAAAUGAAUGUAAUGUAUCAAAAAGAACGUACGAUACAGCUAACAAUGGCUCAGUCAUGGACAAGUUGUAUGGUAAUCAUACUUAAGGAAAGAUGUUUAUGAUGUAAAUAAUGUUUUUGUUUCCUUUGUUAAUGACUUUUACGUUAAUGUUCCAGCUGUCAUGUGUAGCUGUCAUGUGUUCUUGUCGUGUUGGCAAAAAAAAAAAAAAGUUUUUGUGAAAGAGUUUUAAUUGACGUUGCUGUUCGGAUGAUUGUUUCACUAGUGUUAUAACUGUGCUGAAAAUAUGGUUUAUCAUUUGGUUAUGAACAAUGUUGAUGCUCAAUAAAAUACACUUUUGGUUGUGA
This is a messenger RNA of Phyllopteryx taeniolatus (common seadragon), 5667 nucleotides long. RefSeq names its product natural killer cell triggering receptor (gene nktr). The transcript has 18 exons. Bases 470 to 5125 code for a protein of 1551 amino acids. Gene Ontology annotation, biological process: protein folding; protein peptidyl-prolyl isomerization. The record is from RefSeq and is a predicted model, not a curated record. Gene Ontology annotation, molecular function: peptidyl-prolyl cis-trans isomerase activity. NCBI's taxonomy places the organism in Eukaryota, Metazoa, Chordata, Actinopteri, Syngnathiformes, Syngnathidae. Gene Ontology annotation, cellular component: nucleus.